Gossypium raimondii (Peruvian cotton) is the source of this 542-nucleotide messenger RNA. RefSeq lists its product as uncharacterized. Lineage: Eukaryota; Viridiplantae; Streptophyta; Magnoliopsida; Malvales; Malvaceae. Bases 49 to 345 code for a protein of 98 amino acids. Gene Ontology annotation, cellular component: anaphase-promoting complex. Gene Ontology annotation, biological process: regulation of mitotic cell cycle spindle assembly checkpoint. The record is from RefSeq and is a predicted model, not a curated record. The transcript is spliced from 2 exons.
GUUCAUAAUUUGAAAAUUAAUUAAAUUUAAAAAUUAAAAGAAGAGAAGAUGCUACAGUUCCCGGCGUUCAUGACGCAGUUCCCGUCGACGAUGAGGACUAUUCCGUCGUCACUUUUGCUUCCUUCUCAAUGGCCCCAACCCCACAACGAAGAGCUCCUCCUCGCCAUGGAAGAAUCUAAUCUCGAAGACAAGUUGAACGAAAUCAGGGAUACUAACAGAAAUUUGGUUGUGAUUGGGAAGACAACUGCUGAUAAUGAUAAAGAAGACGAUAAUGAUGCGGAUGAUGAUGAUGCUGACAAUGCAGAAGAAUCUGAGGGUGAGGAGUUUGAGCAAGAAACUGGUUGAAAACUAUACUCUCUCCGGUUGUCUUGCUUACCUCUUAUUUAAAAAUCCCAGUCGUUAGUCUCUGUAAAAGGUCUAGUAAAGACUUGAGAAUUAAGAUAACCAUUAAUGCUAUGUUAUGUUCCCACAAAGCCAGUUUCAGGCAUGUAGUUCUUGCAAGCUUCAAUCAGAGUAUUCGAUUUAGAUUUUCAAUUUACACA